AUGGGUGUCCGCAACCUAUACGAGCCGGAUGCGCGAAGCGAUUCCCGACAUGGCUUGCAAGAACAAGGAAGUGUGCGAUCCGAAUCAGUCAGUUCGUCGCAUGAUUCCGAAGCUAGCAAUGUGCUCGUGCACACCGUGCUCGACUCUAAUCGCCGCGACCUUUUCGCCUCGUAUCCGGCCGUGACAGUACGCUACCCGAUGGAAAGCGUGGACGAGUAUGUGUAUAUUCAGAGGAACGAAGAACUCUUGCUCAAGAUCCGCCCCGACGUCCAGCAUCCGGUGCUUUCCGUUCUCUUUCCGUUGUCUAUGCAGGACCCGGGACUUUUCAAGUGUUUCCUUGUUGGAGCCCAGAGUCUCUACGAAUGGCGUCGCUUCCCUCACCAGGCUAAACCAUCCCAAACCAUGAUGCGGAUGCAGAGCGAAGCCAUCUCAUCCCUACAGAAACGCUUGGCCUUACCCGCAGCUCACAUGGAUGAUGGUCUAGUACUAUCAGUCCUGCAUCUCAUGGUUGCUGAUGCAUGUCUGCGGGAUCUUCCGUCGCUGAAAUCUCAUUUAGGGGGUAUCAGACAGAUCUUAGCCUUGCGCGGAGGCCUCGGUACUUCACCUUCGCACCAGGCAGUGCGCGCCCUUCUCACAACGGUCGAAUUCUAUGUCGCACUCGGUCAAUAUCUUCAGGUCAGUGCCGACGACCUGAUCGCCGUCCCGAGCCAACGCAUCCAGUAUGUUCCUCAUCCAUUUCCACCAGACGUAUGCCGCGACCUUUCAUCGCUUCCUAUCGGCCUUGCCGAAGCCGCCUUGUCCGGACGCAUAAGCGUGCAGUGCAUAAAACUCCUCACUUCGGUCGCACAAUGGGCUCCUUUGAUUGACGAUCCGGAGUCGUCCCCUGAUUCCAAUCUAGAUGCGCAGACCAGGUACUGCCGUCUCUUUUGUGAACCUAGGGAAUUUUCCAGAAACGCUGUUGUCCUCCUCUUGUCCCUCCAACGAGCCGGGCUCACUUCUGGGAUCGAGCACGUCAUUUGUCUGGGGCUGGCAAUUGCGGUCCGUCAUCUGAGCGGAGAGAACCGCACCAACUUCUUUGACCACGCUACACUGGAUGCUGUGAUCAUGAAUGUCAAAGCCGUCGACACCCCAACGGUGCCAGAGUCCGAACUCAUCAUUUGGCUCGCCCUCGUCAUCAACUGGAGAACCCAAUCUGCGGGGCCUCAACCGAUUGCCGACGACCUGCUAGACUAUGUCAUCGACUCUUUUCCGGCGUCACGAACAUGGAAGUCAGUUUCUGUUAUCAGUCGCAAAUUCUUCUGGUUCGAUCGCUUCCAAUCAGAAUGGGAGAAGUGUUGGCAGUGGGGUCUGCAGAGGUAUCGACAGCGUUUCCUUGCCAGCAAGUGA
This is a messenger RNA of Capronia epimyces CBS 606.96, 1386 nucleotides long. RefSeq lists its product as uncharacterized. Bases 1 to 1386 code for a protein of 461 amino acids. The transcript is spliced from 4 exons. NCBI's taxonomy places the organism in Eukaryota, Fungi, Ascomycota, Eurotiomycetes, Chaetothyriales, Herpotrichiellaceae. The record is from RefSeq and is a predicted model, not a curated record.